Acanthisitta chloris (rifleman) is the source of this 384-nucleotide messenger RNA. It is a transcript of the gene ATP5MC1, whose product is annotated as ATP synthase, H+ transporting, mitochondrial Fo complex, subunit C1 (subunit 9). Gene Ontology annotation, biological process: proton motive force-driven ATP synthesis; proton transmembrane transport. Gene Ontology annotation, molecular function: proton transmembrane transporter activity. The record is from RefSeq and is a predicted model, not a curated record. Lineage: Eukaryota; Metazoa; Chordata; Aves; Passeriformes; Acanthisittidae. The annotation marks the transcript as partial. The transcript is spliced from 4 exons.
AUGCAGGCUCCUGUGGCUCUCCUCAGCUCCCCAGCGCUGCUCCGUUGCUGCUCCAGGGCUUUGGCCAGACCUGUGUCAGUGUCUGUUUUCAACAGACCUGAGGCCCAGAUUGUACAGGCAGGUGCUGUGUACCCCCCUCAGCUGUCCCGCCGUGACUUCCAGACCAGCUCUGUGUCCCAGGACAUCGACACUGCUGCCAAGUUCAUCGGGGCUGGAGCUGCCACGGUGGGAGUGGCAGGAUCCGGCGCAGGGAUCGGCACCGUCUUCGGCAGCUUGAUCAUCGGCUAUGCCAGGAAUCCAUCCGCAGCAGCGCAGCUCUUCUCCUAUGCCAUCCUGGGCUUUGCCCUGUCUGAAGCUAUGGGGCUCUUCUGUUUGAUGGUGGCA